Molecule: messenger RNA, 1423 nt
Organism: Rhodamnia argentea
Lineage: Eukaryota; Viridiplantae; Streptophyta; Magnoliopsida; Myrtales; Myrtaceae
Product: zinc finger protein CONSTANS-LIKE 5
Exons: 2
Coding region: 120-1244 (374 amino acids)
Biological process (GO): regulation of flower development; regulation of photoperiodism, flowering
Cellular component (GO): nucleus
Molecular function (GO): zinc ion binding; protein binding
Source: RefSeq, a predicted model, not a curated record
UUUGAAAAAUCAAGCCCCAAUAACUACGCCACAGUCCAGCAACUCCCGUUGCCAGAAGGAAAAAAGCUUCCCAAUUGCCAUUUCCUGCGCUAAAAAAACUCCUCUCGUAUCGCUCACUGAUGGGUUUCGCCGGAAGUUGGGCCGUGCCGGCCAAGCUGUGCGACUCCUGCAAGUCCGCUGGAGCCGCGGUGUUCUGCCGCUCCGACGCGGCGUUCCUCUGCCUCGGCUGCGACUCCCGGAUCCACGGGGCCGGCAAGCUACCCGCCCGCCACGAGCGCGUCUGGAUGUGCGAGGUCUGCGAGCAGGCCCCCGCCGCCGUCACCUGCAAGGCCGACGCGGCGGCCCUCUGCGUGACCUGCGACGCCGACAUCCACUCCGCGAAUCCCCUCGCCCGCCGCCACGAGCGCGUGCCCGUGGAGCCGUUCCUCGAUGCCGCCGAGUCCAUGGCCAAGGCCGUCUCCGCCUUCAACUUCCUCGCCGUACCCAACAAGACCGGCAGCUCCGACACGUGCGGCGGCGCGUGCCAGAACGAGGAGUUGGAAGCGGCGCCGUGGCUAUUCCAGAACACCGCCGGUGCGAGUACUAAUAAGAUUGGGGAAGGAAUGGAUGUGAAAGUAGCGGCGGGUGGUGGCGGAGAUGUGUUCUUCAACGACAUGGAGACGUUUCUUGAUUUUGAGUAUGGCAACAACUCGAUGGAUAGGUUUCAUGGGUCGGCCACCACCGAUAGCCUUGUGCCUGUCCAAACCAAACCCGCUCCGGCGCCGGUGGUUCAUCCAUCGUCGGAGAAUUGCUUCGACAUCGAUUUCUGCAGAUCCAAGCUCACGUCCUUCAGCUACCUCAGCCAAAGCGUGUCAUCGUCUUCACUGGACGUCGGAGUCGUACCAGAAGGGAACUCCAUGUCCGAUAUCUCGUACCCUUUCGUCCAAAGCAUGAGCGGGAACAGCACCGAUCCGAGCAUCACAAACUCGGCAGCCACAACCACAGCAACGGCGAAUCAACCGACUCCGGUGUGCGGGAUGGACCGCGAAGCUAGGGUACUGAGGUACAGAGAGAAGAGGAAGAACCGGAAGUUCGAGAAGACGAUCCGGUAUGCCUCGAGGAAGGCCUACGCCGAGACCCGGCCGAGAAUCAAGGGCCGUUUCGCCAAGCGAACGGAGAUUGAGUCGGAAGUGGACAACAUCUACGGGACCGCCACCGCAGCAUUCAUGGGCGAUUCGCGAUUCGGGGUCGUCCCGUCAUUUUGAUCAGAUCGACCGCCGGUGGGGGGUAGCGGUUUAGCAGAUGUUUGUGCAACUAAAUGUGCCUACGUAGCUUGUACGGUUUGCUUGAAUGUGAUUUACAUUUUUUGCACCUAGUUUAAUGGUAAGGUGUUGUCUUCUACCAUCGUAUAUCGUGCAAUACUGGAAGUUUUUUGAUGGGCUGA